AUGGACACCCAAGUUGGUGAGGAGGUGUUUCGGGUUGGCCAAGGGGACCAAGAGGAGGUCUGGGACGACUCCGAGCUGGUGAACGCUUACCAAGCGGCCAUUAACACCUUUGAAGUGCAGCAGGAAAAGCGACAAGGCAGGAGGCGGAAGGAGCACAGACCAGCGGCAAAAGAAUGGAAGGUCGGCGAUGAGUGCAGGGCAGUGUGGACGGAGGAUGAGGAGAUCUACGACGCCGAGAUCACCAGCAUCUCCGCUGACGGCACCACAUGCACUGUGCUGUACACGGAAUACGGCAACAGCGAGGAGCAGCCGCUCACGGCACUGCUCCCUCCGUUUCAGCGCGGGCCCGUGUUCUCUGUUCCAAAGCACCUCGAGAUCAGAGACGACGACGACGACGACGACGACGACGACGAUGCUGCUGCUCCUGGUGCUGAUGGCGGUGAUGGUGCUGAUGUUGCUGAUGGCGACGCUGCUGAUGGCGGUGAUGGUGCGGGCAAUGCUGUGGCCGGCACCAGCUCUGACGAUGGCGUUUUUCAACAAUCAACACAUCAGCGUGCGAACGACGUGGAGGCUGAAGGAGGUGUGCCAAUGAAGAAGGCAAAACUAUCAUCAGCUGAAGCGGUUGAAGGGGACGAGGCGCAGACAGCAACAGCGAACGCGGCAGCGCCAUCCCCAUGGACAAGUGGAGUGACGGCGCCCACAGCCCUUGCUGGCGGUGGUCCUGACGGUGAUGCACAGGAAGCGGCGUUGGCCAACAUGCUCAUGGCAUGGUACCAAUCAGGCUUCUACACAGGUUAUUAUCAAGCCCUCCAACAACUACAACAACAACAACAGCAGGAGUAGUAGUGGUGGUGAUGUGUGCUGCUCAUAAUGCAGUGCCCUUGUUUAUGCGGAUUGUCUCUGCUGUUUUGAAUAAUCGAAUCCCAUAUCCUUCAACAAAUGUGUGGUGUACAAAUAAACAGUCCCAAGACUGCAAGAGAACA
Messenger RNA from Salpingoeca rosetta, 983 nucleotides. RefSeq lists its product as uncharacterized. Gene Ontology annotation, cellular component: nucleus; cytoplasm. Gene Ontology annotation, molecular function: RNA binding. The transcript has 3 exons. The record is from RefSeq and is a predicted model, not a curated record. Bases 1 to 843 code for a protein of 280 amino acids. Gene Ontology annotation, biological process: mRNA processing. Lineage: Eukaryota; Choanoflagellata; Craspedida; Salpingoecidae.